This is a messenger RNA of Poeciliopsis prolifica (blackstripe livebearer), 3159 nucleotides long. RefSeq lists its product as uncharacterized. NCBI's taxonomy places the organism in Eukaryota, Metazoa, Chordata, Actinopteri, Cyprinodontiformes, Poeciliidae. The transcript is spliced from 4 exons. The coding region runs from base 324 to 941 and encodes 205 amino acids. The record is from RefSeq and is a predicted model, not a curated record.
GGCACCGCCGUUGUCUUCUCUUUUGACAGCCGCCUUAAAGCGCCGGAACAGCAGAGCCAAACAUCAGACCGAUCUCCACGCCGAAACUGUGUAUCCGCGUCUGGAUGGGUCACCCGGCGUCGAAACAGCCGCCAUCCCGGAGCUCCUGAUCCCGACUCGCUUUCCCGCCAGCAGCCUGGACUCUACUUCCAUGUUCUGAUCCGAAUCCUGGGCUGGGUCUUCUGGAACGUUCAGUUCUCUCGGAUGUCCACCUCGUUCUCCCCGCCGCAGCAGCAUCCGCAGACCGCAGCAACACGGAUCCCGUUCAGCAAGCUCCUGUUGAGAUGGCCCGAGCAGAAACCAUCGAGACUGCCGGAGAAAAUGGAGGCGGACGAAACGGCCCGCUGUCUCUGCACAACACCUGCCGCAUGGAGCUACCCCAACCAAUCCACAACCGGUCAGGCCCGCGGACCGAACCCAGCGUCCCCAGCACGCCCCCCCACAGGGAGCCACUGCCGGGCCUCUACCUGCCAAACCGGCUGCCUUGCUCCCACCCAGAGGGCCACCAGCAGGCGCCGGCGUUAUCGCCGACGCCGUCCUGUCGUCUGGAAACCAGCCGGAGAACCGCCGGCAAUGACCCGUCACAAGAAGAACCGGAUUGGAACAAUGAGGAGCAGCAGGACGCGUCCCGGCGGCAGGGCCCUCUCCCCGACCUGCUUCCCCAGAACGAGAACUCGCCCUGGGACUCGCCGCCGCCGCCGCUGGGCGCCGGCGGAGAGGCGGCGCAGCACCUGGACGUCAUCCGGGUGGCCAGCCAGCUCAGGAUGAUAGGGGACCAAUUCAACGCCAUGAUCCUCCACAGAGCGCACAUCGCCCCCCAGUGGCAGGACUGGAGAGAGGUCUGCCGGGGAUUCCUGAACUUUAUCGCCCAGUCGCUCAGCACUCUCUACCGGCUGACGUAGAGCUGCGAUCCGGAUCUUUUCCUGCGUUCUGGGCCGAGACGUUCUGUUGCUACCGGGUCGCCGGACCAUUAAUCGCCUCAUGGACCGGACCGGCCUGUCAGAACCGGACCUUUCCACUCAGGUGGCACUGCUGCACACCGCAGCCGCUGGACUGGACGGCUGGACUUCAUGUUUAUUUUGUAAAAUAUAUACAUAUUUUUUUGUUUUGGUUCUGUCUGGGGGGGUCCACUUCUUGAUGUGGGUCAAACUGUUUUUUGUGGUGCUGAAAAAAUUCAAGCUGAAAAACACAAAAUGUUACUGAAUAUUUUAUAAAUGUCUGAACAAACUAACUGAAGACAAGACUGACUUACAACCUAUCGGAACUUAUUUUAAGUCAGUAAUUCCUCAGUAUUGAUUUAUAAAAAGUACUUGUUCGUCCCUCCGAGGUUUUGUACCAGUCCGCCUGUGAAACAAGCAUUUUUUCAUCAAUAUCAUGGAUUUACUCUGACUUAAAACAAGUUUAUUGUAAGUUGGUUUUGUCUUAUUUCAACUUUACUUUGAUAUUUGCAGCUGAAGCUGGAUUAAAAUACUUGGCAAGAUUUUGUGUUUUUGCAGUGUACAGGAGUCAUUCGUAGCACGAAGGACCCAAAAACUUGAAGUAUUCAUUUUAAUAAGUUAUUCUUAAACAAAGGUUGACAUCUCAGAAUACACCACCAUAUAGAGACAUUUUUCCAUUUUUAAACUACAUGUUUAAAACACAAAAUCUUAUCAAGUAUUUUUGAUUUUCUUUCUACUUUUGUGGAAAUAUCUUAGCAGACAAAAUUAACUUACAGGGAACCUUUCAGCCAGAUGCAGAAGCUUAUUUUAAGUGAAUAAUUCUUUAAUAUUGAUUUAAAAAGUAGAACAAAUUUUCAUUUAUAACAUAAAAAAUAUUUAGUCAUAAGUGAAACUAGCACUUUUCAUCAAUAUUAAAGAGUUAUUGUCUAAAACAAGCUGCUGAAUCUUGCUGAAAAGUUACCUGUAAGUUCAUUUUGUCUUAUUAUAUUUGCACUAGAAACUUGGUAAUAUUUUGUGUUUUUGCAGUGCAGCUGUGAAAUCAGCCGUCAUAAGCAUUGCAUUUCCCUUUAACUGCACCGUUUUCGACUCUGCAACCCAUGUUCCCACUUUAAAAAUCAAAGAAACUGUGAAACGCCGAGGUUGCAUUUGCAGGGAAUUUUUGGGUGCAAAUCCGCUUUGGGGCGAAGCUGCUUCUCUUCGCCACUUCCACGUGCCUUCCUGCCUCCAGGUUCGCCUCCGACGCGACGACGGGCGCCGUUGUUUUGAGUCUCAGCGCUCGAGAGCCAUUUGCAUUAAAUUAAAAUGUCCUGCAACUGGCAGAACUUGUUUACAGUGUUCAUAGUCCCUCAAUUUACUGUAAAUAGUUUAUUUUGAAGAUGAAUUUAAGUUAUCCAAGAAGCGGAUGGCAUUAAGAUGACCUGUUUUGUUGUUGUUUUUUAUUCCCAGGUGGAUUUGAGAAGGUAUUUAACGAGCAGCAGGAAGAAAAUUUGAAUUCUCAUCAACAUGACCCCAGUUUUGUUCCUGUUUUCUACUGCAUGAUUAUUUUGAUUGAAGCAGAAGAGAAAACGUGUAAUUUAUUUUGGAAAAAUCUGUAGCAUUUUUAUUUGUUUUCUAUGACGAUGUAUUUAUUUUUCUACCAACUGAGACUCAAAAUGUUUGAGUUGCUGUCGCACACACUGGCGAUGGAGAAAUCACUUUAAUAUUUGGAAAAUUAGUUGCACAAAAAUAAAAGGACAGAGAGAAAAGCCUUGACAUUGGGACGUUGCAGCUUUGAAAGGUACUGGGAGAAAUCAGGCGUCGCAGCUUCAAAAGUGAAUCAGGGUUUGCUGUAAGUUGGACUUUCCGGUUCUGAACGGGUUAAAAAGUUUCAUGUCUGUACUGUAGCGUACGCCACGUAGCAGAUUCACGUUUACUGGAAUAUUUAAACUUUUGAUUCAGGAAUUUCCAUCGUUUCUCCUCGUUUGUUGGGUUUUUUAGAUGUGGACCAAGCCUGCUCUUUUCCCCAAAUCAGAUUUCAUCAUUAGAGAGAGAAAAGAAAAUGAGCACUUCUUGAUUUGAUGCCGUUUAUCCAGCAGUGGAACAAACAAAGUUGUAUUUUGCCGUUUUUCAGCUUUUUUCUAUUGUAAAAUUUCUACAUGAAUUUUGUACUUUUUCUUUUUUUAUAUAAUAAAGAUAAGAAUUU